Daphnia pulicaria is the source of this 831-nucleotide messenger RNA. RefSeq names its product glutathione S-transferase 1-like. Gene Ontology annotation, biological process: glutathione metabolic process. Gene Ontology annotation, molecular function: glutathione transferase activity. Bases 163 to 777 code for a protein of 204 amino acids. The transcript is spliced from 5 exons. NCBI's taxonomy places the organism in Eukaryota, Metazoa, Arthropoda, Branchiopoda, Diplostraca, Daphniidae. The record is from RefSeq and is a predicted model, not a curated record.
GCCUAGUCAUCCAACGGCGGGUACACGUGUCAUUCACGCAAUUCUUUUUCCCACAGUCUAGGCCCACACAGCAACGAGUAUAAAAAGAACGCGGCAUUCCACUGCAAUCGCUCAGUCCCGUUUAACCUCUCGACGCUUACACACCUGCUUAUCUGAUCCAAAAUGCCGGCUUACAAACUUCAUUACUUCAACCUCCGUGGUCGUGCUGAGCUGGCCCGUCUGAUUCUCAAUCAGGCAGGUGUUGAGUUCGAGGAUGUUCGUUUCGAGCGGGCUGAAUGGCCGGCACUGAAAGCUAGUAUGCCUUUUGCCCAAGUUCCCGUCUUGGAGGUUGACGGACAAAUGCUAGCACAGUCAAACACCAUUUCUCGUUACCUCGCCAGGCAACAUGGUCUUGCUGGCAAAGACGAGUGGGAACAGGCACAGGCUGACAUGUAUGCUGACAACAUCAAUGACUUGAUGACUGGUAUGAGACCAGCAUUCUUGGAGAAGGAUGCAGACAAGCAGAAGGAGCUCUACCAGAAAUUCAUGACUGACAAUGUUGCCCCCCAUGUUGCUAUUGUUGAGAAGCAAUUGGAGACAAACGGUAGUGGGCAUCUGGUUGGAAAAGAGUUGACCUGGGCUGAUUUGGCUUACUACGGUUACUUCGCCUUCCUUGUCGAGAAAUUCGGCGAGGACUUCUUGAAGGACGCGCCACUCUUGAAAGCUUUGAUCGCUAUGGUCGAAGCUCUGCCCAACAUUAAGAAAUGGGUUGAAUCUCGUCCUAAAACCGAAAUUUAAAUUUUGUUAUUGCAAUAGAUUAUCUUCAAAUAUACUGGCUAUAAAUAAGUUUAA